AAGUCCAUUCUCAAAAUGAAUUUGAAAAUAUUUUUAACGGUAUUAGUUAGCUUAGGCUAUGCUUCUGAUGCAUUGGCAUCAGUCACCUUAACGGUGAGCGGCUUGAAAGCUAAUAUAAAAAAUAGCUUGGUAGAGUUGGACUUUAAAGCUGACUCGACCAUUUCUGCAGUCAAAGUUGGAGGGAAGAAUAUAGCGUCCACUAGUGAAAGAAGUUUCUAUUUAGACUGGAAUAAUAAUGGCCAGGGUGUAUUCAAGCCAUCAAGCAUCCAUAUUGUGGAACAAACUUCUUCCAGAGUUCACUUCUAUUGGCUCCAGGAAAAUAUUGACAAUGUGUUCAGGAUCGAGCUGCAUUAUAUUAUGGUAGAUGGGGUUAGUGGCAUAUAUUCUUAUGCCAAGUAUACCAAUGAUAAGUCAUCUGAUUUGACUUUGGGUGAAACCAGAGUAGUAUAUCGCUUCAACCCAUCCAUAUUGACACAAGGUAGCAACCAGGCACGCACAGGAACCCUUUACACUUCCACCUAUUUGAACAAACAAACAAAAAUCCAAGACGAAACCUGGCAAUUGCCUGAUGGCACCUACUAUACUAAAUAUGACUAUGCUGGAUACCUAAGGGAAACUGAUUAUCAAGGUGUCUAUGGUAAUGGCUAUGGUGCCUUCGUAAUCUCUCCAAGCAGAGAAUACCACGGUGGUGGCCCACUAAAACAGGAUCUCUUGAUCCAUCAAAACUCCCUAAUCGCCAACUAUUUUAUUAGCAGUCAUUUUGGUACAGCCGGCCUUACAGCCCCAUCAGGCUGGAGCCACAUCUACGGACCAUGGCUGUUGUAUUUCAAUACAGGAUCAGACAGCGCCAUUUUAUCAGACGUGGUUAACAGGGUGGCCACUGAGAAGAAGAGUUGGCCCUACAGUUUCGUUAAUGACAGCGAUUAUCCUUUAUCCAGAGGUUCGGUUUCGGGUACGGUGUCAGGGCAGAAGAGCGCCAUGGUGGUUUUAUGGGAUGAUACUACCAAGACAUUCGAGCAACAGUCUUUGGGUCACUUGUAUAAUACGAAGACCAACUCUGAUGGGUCGUUCAGUAUUGCGAAUAUACGUCCUGGUAGUUAUUUAGUUGCUGCUUACCCGUUGGCUGGACAUGGGAGUGACAAUUUGGCUACGUCGAGUGUUACAGUGACAGCAGGUGGUACGGCAAAUGUUGGCACGCUCUCCCUACCAGAACCCUCUAACAUCAUUUGGUCUAUUGGAGAAACCGACAGAAGAUCUGACCAAUAUAAAUACAGUAACGAACCUCGUAAUUACGUUUAUGAAACCUUACCUCCCGAAUCUCUUACUUUUACAAUUGGGUCCAGUAGCAUCUCUGAAGACUGGUAUUAUGCCCAAUCAAAACCCGGCGUCUGGACCGUGCAAUACCAAGACACCCAAGAUGGUAACGGAAGAACCUUAAGGGUGGCCUUAGCCGCUGCCAGUGUAAAACCUCACCUGAUCGUUUAUUUAAACAACCAUAAAAUUGGGGAUGUUUACUUUGGAAAUGACCAGGCCGUUUAUAGGAGUGCUAUGCAGAGUGGCACCUUUACUUCCUUAGUUUUGACCGCUAAUAAUGCCCAAGUGGUCAGUGGCACCAACACUUUAACUUUCCAAAUUAGUAGAGGAAUGGUUAUGUACGAUACUAUUAGCUUACAAAGAGGCUAAAGAGAUUUUAAUAAAUAUUUUAUAAAUAAAUGCUUUCAAGUAUGCAA
This is a messenger RNA of Anthonomus grandis grandis, 1730 nucleotides long. Its product is annotated as rhamnogalacturonate lyase-like. The transcript has 7 exons. Gene Ontology annotation, molecular function: catalytic activity; carbohydrate binding. Gene Ontology annotation, biological process: carbohydrate metabolic process. The record is from RefSeq and is a predicted model, not a curated record. Lineage: Eukaryota; Metazoa; Arthropoda; Insecta; Coleoptera; Curculionidae. The coding region runs from base 16 to 1683 and encodes 555 amino acids.